AUGGGCGGCGCCGCCAUCAUGCCCCCCUGGCCCGAGAUCCUCUCCAAGUACAACAUCCUCCUCUCCCAGUCCCACAGCCUGUCCAUGACCCUCGCGGCCGCGCACCAGGCGAGCACCGUGGCGCAGGGCAACCCGUGGACGGAGUUCAUCCACCACCUGCGGACGCAGCCGACGGUGGACGUGCUGCGGGCGGAGAACGACGCGGUGCGGCACCUGGCGACACACAUGGACACCGGGGGCUCGCUGGGGGUGCUCGGGCACGCGGCGGGGGCGGGGCCGCGGGGUCGACUCGGAGGCCACCCGGAGUACUCGGACGUGCUACGGGAGUAUGAGGGGAUCCGGGACUGGAAGUCGCGGGUGGAGGUGGACCAGGAGGAGCCAGAGGACUGGGAGCCUGGGUUCGACGGCGACGGGGCUGAGAUGGGUGAGGACGCGCCGUGCGGGGGUCAGAGCAACGACAGCGAUGAGGAGGAAGAGCUGGAGGAGCCGCUGUCCUAUGCUCGCGCGGAGGUCAUCGAGGACGUCGAUCACAAGCACCUCGGCGGUUUUGAUGCGUUCACUCCCACAACCACUUGUGUCCUAUUCGACGCACUCCCUCGCCUACACGGGCUUCUCAAACUCAUCUUCGACUCCAAUAUCGGAAUCCCUGCAACCGAAAUCCUCCACUUUGACGCCUCCGGGUCCAUCGUCACCUACCCCUAUCUGCUCCUCGCGCACCCCAAAAGCGUGUCCAUUGCCCUUGCACUCGCCUCCGGCAAGCCCUCCACGCUAGCUCGUGAUCCUCGAACUUCUUCCGGGUCAGUACCUCAAGCGAAUGCACGACAAGAGCCAGAUGGACAGGUUCAGGCCCCCUCGCCGUCGGCGGACGGACUGUAUAGCUGGCAAGAGGCGUUCGCGCCGCUUGUCGAGGGCGCGUUCGACCACGCGGAGGCGGCGGGCACGCACGCGCACCUGUUGCGCGCGAUCGGCUUCUUCCUCGUCGGCGACUGCGAGGUCCCGUUGUUCAAGGUCGCCCUCACUCGCCAGUCCCUAUGUACCACGGGAUACGCGGUGCAAUUCGUUGCGCGCGUCACGAACGCCAGCAGGCGCGACCUUCCGCGAGAUUCUGGGGCGACAUACGAACUGCAGCAUUGCGACGGCGGCACGGCCUUCGAGCGCGUCUUGGGCACGGACACGGACGUGAAAUGCCGCGGUGUUUCCACAUCGGCGUACAUCAGUAACAAGCAGACGUACAAUUCAGUGUGGAGUGACCAAAGUACGUCCUUUAUAGGUCCCAAACCUCGCUGA
Molecule: messenger RNA, 1287 nt
Organism: Epithele typhae
Lineage: Eukaryota; Fungi; Basidiomycota; Agaricomycetes; Polyporales; Epitheliaceae
Exons: 8
Coding region: 1-1287 (428 amino acids)
Source: RefSeq, a predicted model, not a curated record